Messenger RNA from Cantharellus anzutake, 490 nucleotides. RefSeq lists its product as uncharacterized. The record is from RefSeq and is a predicted model, not a curated record. Lineage: Eukaryota; Fungi; Basidiomycota; Agaricomycetes; Cantharellales; Hydnaceae. The transcript has 2 exons. Bases 81 to 473 code for a protein of 130 amino acids.
CUCCAGCAGUAUCCAACGGAGAAACUUCUGCCUCCAAACUUACGAUAAGCCCAUCGUACUCAGACUAAAGGGUGGACAGAAUGUUCUGGAGGAGAAAGAAGAAGGAACCGGAGAGACGGGUGGACACCCACGACACCACAUCUAUUCAACCUCAUGUCAGCGAGGAGAGGGCUACAACCCCCCUCGGUCCAGGGAUCAGUACGCGCAUUCCCGACAAUGAGAGGGCCAUAUCAAGCCCCACGGUCCCCCAGCAACACACUGAGUAUCCUGCUCCAAGCUCUCGUCCGGAACCACAGAGACCCGCCGGAGACCCGAGUGGGAGUCGUCGUCGUCGACGUGCCGAUACGGCUUGCGUUUAUCGUAGUGACUGCUGCGACCCCUGUGAGAAUAUGGAAUGGUAUCGCGAAAGGAGGAAGAGGAAGGGGCGUCGUAGAACAUCUGAUUGCAGUGACAUUUGCGCAGAAGUUUGCUGAAAGAUUGAUGGAGAAUC